Aspergillus pseudotamarii is the source of this 1159-nucleotide messenger RNA. RefSeq names its product 25S rRNA (adenine2142-N1)-methyltransferase. Bases 202 to 1065 code for a protein of 287 amino acids. Lineage: Eukaryota; Fungi; Ascomycota; Eurotiomycetes; Eurotiales; Aspergillaceae. Gene Ontology annotation, molecular function: rRNA (adenine) methyltransferase activity. The transcript has 2 exons. The record is from RefSeq and is a predicted model, not a curated record. Gene Ontology annotation, cellular component: nucleolus.
GCAGCUUGGACUGCUCCUCUUUCACUUCCCCUACUCGUUUACAAAGGAACUUCUCGAUAUGCCACUUUCAACCCUAUUGCCUAUUUAAUGAAGGAGCUUGAGAAUUAGUUUACUAUUAUUAUUUUCUUUUUAUUUUUAUUUUUUUUAUACACACACACACACACGCACACACACAUAUAUAUAUAUAUAUAUAUAGUAAGCAUGGCAUCGCGGAGAUCUCGGACGAAAAAGACACCGCUCCUUUCACAUACUCGACCGCCAACAGUUAGAGCCAAACAUGCAACCCUCUCAUCCAAAGCCACACGCAAUCUCAUUCGCAGCCAUCAUCGACUUCUCAAAAACCGGGCACAAGCUUUAAAAGCCAACGAUAAUCUUCUAAUUGAAAGGAUCGAUGCCCAAAUUCGAGAGAAUGGCGGCUUAGAAGGCUAUCAACUUGCUAGCAGACUCGGGCAGUCGCUAGAACGCGGUGGAGACUCAAGUAAAGUUUUAGUCGAUUGGCUAAGUCCACAAUUAUCACGGUUACAAGAUACGAAGUCUAAGCUUCGGGUACUCGAAGUUGGUGCUCUCAGCACCCAAAAUGCUUGCUCUAUGAACCACUUCUUAGAUGUCACCAGGAUCGAUUUGAAUUCUCAGGAGCCCGGAAUAUUAAGACAGGAUUUUAUGGAAAUGUCACUCCCUCGUGACGCCUCCGAUCAGUUUCACAUAAUUAGCCUUUCUCUGGUUCUAAAUUAUGUCCCAGAUGCCAUUGGCAGGGGCGAAAUGUUGAAGCGAUGCGUUACUUUCCUGAAAAAGCCACCCCUGUCUGGGUCAUCCUUCCAUAUCACACCUAGGUUGUUCCUAGUCUUGCCUGUGGCCUGCGUCAAAAACUCACGAUAUCUCACCGAAUGCAGACUGCGGGACAUAAUGUCUAGCAUGGGGUUUGUCCUAGAAAAGAGCAAGGAGACUUCGAAGUUGAUAUUCCAGCUUUGGGAGCACAGGCAUGACUUGCAACCCGCGUUGUUCAAGAAAGAGGUUUUGAGGCCUGGCAAGAUGAAAAACAAUUUCGCCAUUGUUGUCAAACGAUGAAAGCCACAAUGACUGCAAAGCUGACUGAAAGGCUUUACUAUACAGAAAUCAUAUUCUCUGGCAAGAACGCCCACGCGGUUCCAACAAUUGCCAA